AUUCGCAUAAAUUGACGUACCGCCGUUUAUCAAAUGUAGCAACAAAAAAACUUUGAAAAAACUUCUGACGUGUACAUCAAUAAUUGAAGAUUUCUUGUUUAAUCCUCUCUAGCAACUUGAGCGUUUUAUUCUUUUUUUCUAUUUAAACAUAAGUCAAGUGCAAAGAAAGGACCAAUUUGCUUCAUAUUCCCGCAGUGUAGCAACUACAUCGAAAUGAUAAUACCAGAGAAAAGCCGCUUUCUUAUUUACUCCAUAAGUAUUUUCGUGUGUUACUUUUUAUUCGGAAUAGUUCAAGAGAAAAUCACCCGUGGACGUUAUGGUGACGAACCGAACGAAGAUGGCAAAAAGGGCGAGCGUUUCACCUAUGUGCUGGCACUAGUUUGGGUACAAUGCUUUUGUAAUUUCGUCUUUGCAAAAGGUAUGUUAUGGGCUAAAAGGGCAAAGAAAGAGGAUCAAACACAUACCGGUUACUAUGCUGUGAGCGCACUCACAUACUUAUUGGCCAUGGUGUCGUCAAAUAUGGCGCUCCGUUGGGUGCCAUACCCUACGCAGGUGGUUGGCAAGUCAGCAAAACCAAUACCGGUUAUGAUUUUAGGCGUUUUACUUAGUCACAAAUCCUAUUCCUGGGUGCGUUAUGCUUGUGUAACAUCCAUAGUUGUUGGCGUGGUGCUGUUUAUGUACAAGGAGAGUCAAAUUGCGCACUUGCCCAAAGAAACAACCGGCUUAGGUGAAAUCUUGCUCUUCCUAAGUUUAGCCAUGGAUGGUUUGACCGGCGCAGUGCAGGAAAGAAUGCGCGCUUCAAGUGCACCUUCGGGACAACAAAUGAUGUUGGCUAUGAAUUUCUGGAGUACUAUUAUGGUUAGCUUUGCUGCAAUACUGUCGGGCGAAGCCAAAGAAUUCUUCCACUUUGCAUCGCGACAUCCUGAGCUUUGGAGCCACUUGGCAAUGCUAGCAUUUUGCGGUGCUCUUGGUCAGCUAUUCAUCUUUCUUAUGGUGGCCAAUUUUGGACCUCUAGCCUGCUCUGUGGUGACAACAACGCGUAAAUUCUUUACUGUACUCUGCUCCGUAGUGCUCUUUGGAAAUGUACUGAUACCAAGACAAUGGUUUGGUGCGAUAUUAGUGUUCGCUGCGCUCUUCUUUGAUAUGUUCUAUGGCAAAGGCAGUGAUAAAAAGGCUGCAGCAGCAGCGAAAAAAUCAGAAGGUGAUCUUGCGGAGGACAAGAAAAAAUUGAUAUCAUAGAAUUUAAAGGAAGUAGUAUAAUUUUAGGCAACUUAAGCAAAUUUCAACAUAGAAUUAUCAAUGAUACUAUUGUUUUCCAAGUACGAUGUAUGUAGCUUCAGAUAUGGUAUGCUAAAGCGCUUAUGUCUGUAGUAAAUUAUAUAACAUAGUAGAGUAACUCAAUUUGAAUUUUUUUAUUCAGUGAUUUCUAUAUCAAUUUAUGUUUAACAGCAUAUAUUUAUAAAUGAUAUGCAAUUUUUAUUAGAGCAUAAUUAUAUGUAGUGCUAAUAUACAUAUUUCUUUUAAUUCCAAGCCUUUAAAUUACAAUAUUUUCAUUGUACAUAAUGUGACUGUCUACCUACUAAGUAUCUUAUACAAGUAGAAAAAUAAAGCAGAAUUUA
Messenger RNA from Rhagoletis pomonella (apple maggot), 1619 nucleotides. RefSeq names its product solute carrier family 35 member B1 homolog (gene meigo). Gene Ontology annotation, biological process: UDP-galactose transmembrane transport. Gene Ontology annotation, cellular component: Golgi membrane; endoplasmic reticulum membrane. The transcript is spliced from 3 exons. The coding region runs from base 214 to 1239 and encodes 341 amino acids. Gene Ontology annotation, molecular function: UDP-galactose transmembrane transporter activity; UDP-glucose transmembrane transporter activity. NCBI's taxonomy places the organism in Eukaryota, Metazoa, Arthropoda, Insecta, Diptera, Tephritidae. The record is from RefSeq and is a predicted model, not a curated record.